Rotaria socialis is the source of this 528-nucleotide messenger RNA. Lineage: Eukaryota; Metazoa; Rotifera; Eurotatoria; Philodinida; Philodinidae. The record is from the annotation of a GenBank genome assembly.
AUGAUUUUUACGUCCUACUAUGAUGAACAAAUCUUAAACGAAGUAAGGAAUGAAAUGACCGUUGCCGAUAAUAACAGCAAUGUAAAUCGAGCACAACGUCCACAAGCAAAACCCAGUAAACAGCUACCAGAAAAGGCUAUUCGUUUAAUGAACGAAUGGUUUGUCGAACACGAAGAUAAUCCGUAUCCCAAUCGUAACGAUUUGGAUUAUCUUGCAACGAAUGGUGGCAUUAAAGAAUCUCAAGUAAAAGCUUGGUUUUCUAAUAAACGCAAUCGAACACAGAACACACAUCCGAAACGUGCAAAACGUUAUCUUAUACGAACACAAGCACAACAGAAUUCAACGUUUUUGAAUGAACCGAGAAAAAUUCAUGUAGCUGAUCAGUUUGAACAGCGAGCACUUUCACUACAACAACAAGAACAAGAACAGCAACAACAAGCGUAUCCUUGCGCUCAAUUGUCUUCAACACAGCCAACAAAUUGGCCUUGGCUACCGCCAACUCCGUACGAUUGUUAUUAUCAGUAUUAA